Saccoglossus kowalevskii is the source of this 404-nucleotide messenger RNA. Its product is annotated as CMP-N-acetylneuraminate-poly-alpha-2,8-sialyltransferase-like. Lineage: Eukaryota; Metazoa; Hemichordata; Enteropneusta; Harrimaniidae. The record is from RefSeq and is a predicted model, not a curated record.
GUACCACAACAAGUUGUCUGGAUUCAUGAAGGAUCUCGAUGCAUAUCAAGGUCAUCUAAUGUUUUCUCGAACUGAAAGAAUGAAAGGAGUUAAACGUACAUUUUUAUCGUAUGUACAAAAGAAUACUACGUUAAUUGACUUGGAAAUUGAUCAGAAUUACUCAUUUGCAGUUAAAAAAUUUUGGGUAUGUAAUCAAGAUGCAACUUCAGGAUUGCUGUUGGUCAGUCUAGCGCUUACACGCUGUGAUGAACUUCACCUGUUUGGAUUCUGGCCAUUCGAUACUGAUGAAGAGGGCAACGAUAUACCAUUCCACUAUACCGAGGACAUUAAAUUUAAGAAAUCAGUAGCACGGGUGCAUUAUAUGCCGUACGAGUUUCGAAUUAUUAAAGAACUGCAUAUCAAAG